UAAGAAUACGCCCGUGUGGAUCGCUUCAUCUAAUCCGGAAGCACCCGAAGGAUUGCAAUACAAACGAGUACCCAAGGCCAUGGAUUCUCUUGGAGUCACGUAUCAAGACGUAGGAAGUUCAAGCUCGAUUUUACUAACUCCCAGUGUUGACGGUCAAAUAAGCUUGGAUGGAGUACUUAAUAAAACAUUUGUAAUCAAAUCUCUGCCGCAACGAAUUCUGAGGCACGUUCUUUAUGGAGGACAGAAGCUCCUCGAGCCACUUCACACGAAGAACGUGACGAGCGACGAUGACUUCGCCUACACGCAUCAUCACGUAGUCUACAAAGUACCUUCGUCGGAUCACUACGCAGAUUUGAAAAUUGCAGAUCCUAAGAGCGAGAAAAGAGAGAAACGCAAUGCCCCGGACACCAUUUAUCCAGAAUUUAUAAUAGUGGCCGACUACAGCAUAUAUAAAAUACUUGGCGGAAAUAUCGAGCAGGUCGUAAAAUAUCUCGUCGCGUUUUGGAACGGAGUUGAUUUGAGGUAUCGUUUGCUAACCACACCGAAAAUUCGAUUUAAUAUCGCAGGAAUAAUUAUAGGCGUGGACAAGGAUGCGAUUCCGUAUCUAGAAAACAGUCGUAUCAAAAUUUCAGAACGAGAUUUAGACGCGGAUCGUGCUUUACGCGGCAUGGCAGAUUACUUUUAUCGCGAGAGCAGAUUUCCAAAAGAUUUUUACGACAUGGCGAUCGCUAUGACACAUCUGGAUAUGUGCAAUAUGAUCACUGAUGAUUAUUGCGACACGUCGACUUUGGGUUACGCGUAUGUAGCCGGUGCGUGCGACAGAAACGCAACGAAGCAAUCAUCCGAGGCCGUUGGAAUCGUUGAGGACAACGGUGGAUUUUCCGGUAUCAUUCCUACGGCUCACGAAAUCGGCCAUCUGAUAGGGGCACGUCACGACGGCAAUCCGAAGGGCGCCGGAGAUUGUUCAGCUCAUGAUGGCUUCAUCAUGGGCAGCGGAUUGAUGUUGCACGAGAACGGCUUCGAAUGGUCCUCGUGUAGCAUAGACGCCUUCUACAAUUUUAUCAACGAAGACAGAGCGAAGUGCCUUUACAACGAGCCUGAAAUGGGUGAACCAAUAACGCGUAUUUUACCCGGGACUUUGAUGUCCUUGGAUGACCAAUGUAGAAAGGUCUUCGGGGAUAAUACGAAGGCGUGUAACAAAGACCCAUUGGUCUGUACUGGCUUGGAGUGUCAAUAUCCUAAUAUCGAGGGCAUUUGCAAAGCGACCGCGCCAGCAGCGGAAGGUUCUUCUUGCGGAGACGGUUUAAUCUGCCUGAACGGCAAAUGCGUGCUAGAAGGAGUAAUACCUAAGGACAAAGAAUCGUUACUCAGGAAGUACCUGCCGCAGUUCAAAGCUCAAUCGAUCAGAAAGAUUCCGUGGUUUGGAUUAUUAAAAAAACUGAAGGACAGAAUAAAGGACAGAAUAAAGGACAAAGUAAAGGACGGACUGGCGGGCAAAAUAAAGGACAGACUGAAGGGACUCCUCUCGUGAAAAUAAAUAUCAAUGUUAUUCAGGUCACCGUACACACUGAUAUGACUACCGCUGCAUUCUACGCUGUUGCUGCUUUAAUGGGGUAUUACAUAACAAAAUAAAAUUAUAUGUUUCGUAUAUUAUGUUAGGAAUAUAUUUUAUAUUCUUUUUUAAGAAUAUAUUAUAUCCUGAUUGAAAAUUUUCAAUUAUUUGUACAUAGUAGUUUAGGCAUGUAAAUAAUACAAAGAAAGACAUGAGGAAGACAUUUGUUGUAAUAAUGUAAGGAUAUUGUAAUUUCAUAUACCAAAAAUUCAAAAACUAUCAUAUUCUCUCUCAGUUACAUACUGUUGGACAAACAAAAAUUGCAUUUUUCGAUUACAAAAAUUUAAUCACUACUUUAACGCGGAAUUUGUUUCUCAGUUGCAAAUUAAAUUUUCACCGAUUUAAAUUCCUAAAAUUAAAAGUUUUCAAUACUUUCAUUUCCCCAGUAUAAAUUUUAAUGUAAUUUUAGAGAUAGUAAUUAAGUGUAUUGCUGGCUUGAAUAUUAGUUCCAUGAUUCGAGAAAAUCCAUGAUUAGAGAGAAUAUAACAGUUUCAAAAUGCCCUAUAUAACGCAACACAUUGUAAAAAAAUAUAAACGCACAAAAUAAAUAAUGAUUUGUCUGCUACAAUUAAAAAUCAACUAAUAUCGUGACAUGCUACUUAUACAGCUUAAAGUAAUUCUAUUUAAUCUACCACGAGUAUUUUCAUAUGUA
Molecule: messenger RNA, 2264 nt
Organism: Wasmannia auropunctata (little fire ant)
Lineage: Eukaryota; Metazoa; Arthropoda; Insecta; Hymenoptera; Formicidae
Product: venom metalloproteinase 3-like
Exons: 13
Coding region: 80-1531 (483 amino acids)
Biological process (GO): proteolysis
Molecular function (GO): metalloendopeptidase activity
Source: RefSeq, a predicted model, not a curated record